This is a messenger RNA of Ictalurus punctatus (channel catfish), 1860 nucleotides long. RefSeq names its product metalloproteinase inhibitor 3. The record is from RefSeq and is a predicted model, not a curated record. The transcript has 5 exons. Bases 139 to 828 code for a protein of 229 amino acids. Gene Ontology annotation, cellular component: extracellular matrix. Gene Ontology annotation, molecular function: metalloendopeptidase inhibitor activity; protease binding. NCBI's taxonomy places the organism in Eukaryota, Metazoa, Chordata, Actinopteri, Siluriformes, Ictaluridae. Gene Ontology annotation, biological process: negative regulation of endopeptidase activity; negative regulation of membrane protein ectodomain proteolysis.
AGAGAGAGAGAGAGAGAGAGAGAGAGAGGACAAAAAGCUGCAGAGUGUUACAUAAAAGUGCCACAGACAAGGAUAGGAAGAGUGCGUGUGUUUUAUUUUAUCUUUGAAAUUUAUAGCUUUCUAUAAAACUCUGAAGUGAUGGACCAAGUAAAAGUGCAACUGUUCCUGCUGAUCGUUCUGGCAUUAGGCAUAACAAACCCAAUGGCUGAAGGAUGUAGCUGUAUACAUGCACAUUUUCAAGAACUUUUCUGCCAUUCUGAAAUAGUGAUCCGUGCUAAGAUAAUCGGAGAGAAGAUUAUAUCUCCGAGCUUACAUGGAGAAAAGGUGAUUGAGUACAAAAUUAAGCUGAUCAAGAUGUUCAAGGGCUUUGACAAAGUUGAUACUAUUCAGUACAUCUACACUUCAAUCCAUGAAUCUCUGUGUGGUAUUAAGCUGGAUGCCAAAAACAGGGGUCAAUAUUUGCUUUCAGGAUAUUUGUGGCAUGAUGGAAAAGUUCUAGUCGAACUAUGUGGCAUUGAAGAGCGUUGGGAAAACCUCUCCUUGGCUCAGAAAAAGAACCUCAAGUACCGAUACCAAAAAGGAUGCGAGUGCAAAAUUUCCACCUGUUCCAAACGCCACUGCCGUGCCAAUGCAAAUGAAUGUGCAUGGUUACCGUAUAACAGCCAACAUCUCCAGAGUGUGUGCAUCAAACGGACCAAUGGCACAUGCAACUGGUACAUAGACAAGUCUGACUCACAUACACAGCUCAAUGUCAGGCAAAAUGGUAUGAGAGAGACUUCUGGCAUCCUAGAGGUCAGAGAACCCAAACCCACAGAAACACUGCAAUGAGUGUUGACUUUUUAAUGGCUGUAGAUAAACUACAACCAUUAAUCCCCAUCAAUCUUCCGGACCUUAACCAUUCAUAACGUUUCGUACAUGGCUAAGGUGGAUUCUUUAAAAUAAAUUUGCCCACUGUCUUUGUAUUCAAGUAAAAUAUAAUAAUUAAUGCAACUGAAGUUUCAUAAAUGACCCUUUGAAUCUCUAAGCAGAUAAAAGGAGAACUUACCCAUGAGGCAUUGCAAUCUAAACAGUUUCCUUAACUGUUUACACAUACAUACAUAUACUGUCUCUUACCGGUCUAUAAAAUGAAAAGUUACACUGUUUGAUUUGAAACGUUUUGCUAAUUAUUUACACUAAUAAUCAUUUCUACGUACAUACAGCAGAGUAUAGAAUUAUUCCACCCUUCUACAGAAAGGGCAAAAAAUUACUCAUCCGAAUAAUCAUUACGGACAAUUAUUUGAAUUUUCCACAGAAACUACUCACUUUAUAAAGUACUUACUGAUAUAAUUUCAGCUAUUACGUAAAGUAGGGACUACGUCAACAUAUUUAUAAAGGCUUCUGUUAUGUCUUUAUGCUGUGGGAAUGUGUUUGAAUGCUUAUACAAUUUAAGUGUGUGGAAUUCCAGUCUUACUUCUAAUUCAUUGGGAAGAUGUUUAAUCAAAUCUUCAGAUUGUCUGAUUUUACUGAAACUGAAACACUUAAUAUACAUAACAACAACAAUAUAAAUAUGUUUUUCAAACUUAAAAAAACAAACAAACAAAAAAACAACCCCCCCCCCCCCCCCCCCCCAAAAAAAAAAAAAAAAAAAGUUUCCCUAGCGCUGGUAGCUCAUUGCAAGGACUAUUACGUCUGUACACCUCUCUAGAUGUCUAUUGAACAGUAUGUAUUUUACCUGUGUUACUACAGUACUGAUGUACCUACAUGUUUUUUGUUUUUUAUUUCUCUUACUGUAGAAAAAAGAAAUAUAUUCUAUUUAACUGUGCCAAGAAUCUUCAGUAUAUCAUUAAAAAUCAGCCUGAUCUGUGUCUGAUUUUUAAAGCA